AUGACCGAAAUCAACUUCAUCAAAUCCUAUCUGGCUUCACUGGACUCCCGUCCGGUCAAGCUCCCGGCCGAUUAUGUCUUCGAUCCCGAGCGAGUCGGGCUCCGUGUCCCAUACCUCCUCCCCCGUCUACAGCCGCCCCGCCCGGAAAUGCCCAAGAAAGUCAAGCCCACCAUGGCCCCGGGGUCCUCGAAGUCGAUCACAGUCCGCCUGAAGUCCGCGCGCAACCCCGCCCUCGAAUUCACCAUUUCGAAUGCGCCUCUCGCCACGACAUCUGUCCAGGACCUUAAAGAUGCCGUGCAGGCUCGUGUGGUCGAUGCGCAGGACGGCGCCGUGCCCGUGGAUAAGAUCAAGAUUCUCUACAAGCGCAAGCCGGUGGCGGGGAAGACGAUCGCCGAGAUCUUGUCCGACGAGCCCGAGAUGCUGUCCGGUGGAAAGGAGGUGGAGUUUGGAGUGAUGAUUAUGGGCGGUGCGAAGGUGGUCGAAGCGGAGACGACGACGAGUGCCCCUGAGCAGCAGGAUGCUGCGGCGGCGAAAGCGGCUGUUGGACCCAGUGGGGAGACUUUGUUGGAGACGGAGGCCUUCUGGAAUGAUCUUGAAGGCUUCCUGGAACAACGGCUGAAGGAUACAGAGGAAGCGGCGAAAUUGAGGACGUUGUUUAAGGGUGCGUGGGCUUCGAGUCGGUGA
This is a messenger RNA of Aspergillus terreus NIH2624, 684 nucleotides long. RefSeq lists its product as uncharacterized. Gene Ontology annotation, molecular function: protein binding. The transcript has 2 exons. Lineage: Eukaryota; Fungi; Ascomycota; Eurotiomycetes; Eurotiales; Aspergillaceae. The coding region runs from base 1 to 684 and encodes 227 amino acids. The record is from RefSeq and is a predicted model, not a curated record.